Rhizophagus irregularis DAOM 181602=DAOM 197198 is the source of this 1242-nucleotide messenger RNA. Lineage: Eukaryota; Fungi; Glomeromycota; Glomeromycetes; Glomerales; Glomeraceae. The record is from RefSeq and is a predicted model, not a curated record.
AUGAAAGAUUCUUCUAACCCUAUUAUACCAAUUAUGUUUAUUCCUUUUAAUAAUGAUGAGAAUGAAUGUUGUUAUUGUAAAAGGAAAAUAUUCCUUAAUUCUAGAACAGACCAGCUAUCAAUAAAUGAAAUUCCACAUACUCAAAUUACAAAUUUUAAGUAUGUUGCAGAAGGAGGAUUUGGUAUUAUCUAUAAGGCGACUUGGUUAGGUCAAGAUGUUGCUGUAAAAAGAUUUUUGAAUUCACAUAACAUUAGUAAAUAUUUUUUAAAUGAGGUAAAAUCACUUUUCCAAUGUUAUAGUUUGGAAUAUAUCAUUGAAGUUUAUGGUAUUUCACAAGAUAUUGAAACAAAGGAUUAUAUGUUAGUAAUGAAGUAUGCAAGUGGUGGAAAUCUACAUAACCAUUUGCAUAAGAAUUUUAGUGAUAUUGCAUGGAAUAAAAAACUACAUACUUUAUGGAAAAUUUUAGAAGGCCUAAAUGUAAUUCAUAAAAACCAUUUUAUACAUCGGGAUUUUCAUAGUGGCAAUAUAUUGAUAGCACAUCAAACAUGGUUAAUUUGUGAUUUAGGAUUAUCAUUACCUGCAAAUUAUAGUUUAUCAAAUAAUGAAGUAUAUGGAGUAAUACCCUAUAUUGCACCAGAAAUAUUUAAGGGUGGCGCAUUUUCAAAGGAAUCAGAUAUUUAUAGUAUAGGUAUGAUUAUGUGGGAAUUAACAACAGGUUGUAAACCUUUUGCUAAUAUUGAUCAUGACGUGGAUUUGAUUUAUAAAAUUAUUGACGGAAAACAACCUGAAAUUACAAAAGAUACUCCUGAAUGUUUUGCUAAUUUAAUGAAAAGAUGCUGGGAUUCUGAUCCUUCAAGAAGACCUUUAAUUACUGAAAUUACAGAAAGUUUUAAUAAUUGGUAUCACAAGAAUAAAUAUGUAGAAAUAUUCAAACAGGCAGAACAAAAAAGAUUAGAAUUAAUACAAUUGAAACAACUCGGUCCUGAAUUCAGUGAAAAACCGCAUCCUGGUGCUAUAUAUACUAGUAGACCACUAAGCUCCAUGAUUUCUAAUUUAUCUUCAACUAGAUCAUUUAGUAUAAAACAAGAUAAUAUACUAAUUGAUGACAGUGGAGAAUAUAAUACCAAGGAACAAGAUCUUGAUAUAGACAUAAGUGAAUCAAAAAAGCGUAAUAUUACUAAAGUAUUACAAAUUGAAACUUCGGAUCAAGGAAAGCGCAUUAAAAUAGUUAAUAGAAAUUGA